UAAGCGUUUUACUACGCAAAAAGAGAAAUAAAUAUAGAAAUAAAUGAAAAUAAAUAAAUAAAUAAGGAUUCCAUUGCGUUGUUGUGUGCAGGUUAUCUCUUUUCUCUUUGCCUUUGCUAUUAACCUAAGAGCCAUUAGACUUUUCUUUAGAUCUAUCUUAAAGCUACUUGUCUCUUCUCCAAAGACGGAUAGCUUCAGGUUCCUUAGAGCAGCAACUAAGAAGAAGAAGAAGAUGAUGAUGAACAGCUGUGGACUCCAGCAAAACUCCGAGAUGAGGAGAGACACCGUUGUUUGCCCUAAACCACGCCGUGUCGGUGUACUCAACAACCAUCACCUUGCUCGAUCUCUUCGAUGGCAAGUCAGUCAGCAGAUGGAUCUACGCGAAUCGAAUUCACGAGGCAAGAUAUUGGAUUUCAUCCUCGCUAAUGGUAAUAGUUAUGAACAAGAUCCGAAGAUGACGUCAUCGCCGCCGCUGUUCUUUACAGGGUCGCCGCCGACUAGAGUUUCUAACCCUUUAACAAAAGACUUACUCUUUCGGGACGAGCUUCUCGUGGUGGCUCCUCCUCCGUCCACUCCACGAGCAACCAAGCCACCACCGCCGUCGUGUCCUACGGUUCGAGUGAGUACUAACUUCGGGAACAAUCCUACGGUUCGAGUCGUUGGAUUCAACUGCCUUGACAGGGACAGACGCAGCAGCGUUCCGACUCUUGCAUAAGAGUCUCCCAAAAACGCCGAAACGAGAGAUAAAUGCAAAUAUAUAACACAGAAGGGGUAAAAAGAAAUUUAAAAAGGUUUAGGAAAUGAUUAAUGAUGUGAUCAUGUUGGGUGUCUAUUUUGGUGGAAAAUAUGUAAAUGUCUUGAAAGAAGAGGGUAAUUUUUCAAGGGGCUGUUAUAUAAUUUUUGGUUUUGAGUGUCCAAUUUGGGAAUUUUUGUAAAGUAAAAAGGGAGAGAGAGAAGGGUUUGUGAGUGUUUGGUGUCUUUAGUGAAAAUAAGAGCAUCACUCUAUAACAAAAGGAAAGAGUUUUGAAAUGUGAAUAUAUCAUUACUCCA
Messenger RNA from Brassica napus (rape), 1050 nucleotides. RefSeq lists its product as uncharacterized. Lineage: Eukaryota; Viridiplantae; Streptophyta; Magnoliopsida; Brassicales; Brassicaceae. The transcript is spliced from 4 exons. The record is from RefSeq and is a predicted model, not a curated record. Bases 233 to 715 code for a protein of 160 amino acids.